ACAACACACAGCGAGAGAACGAGCGCAGAUAGCCACCGAGCGCCAGAGCGCGCCGCGUCGACGGCUCACACUGCGCGCGUCGUGCCGACGUCGACGAUUGCGCGACUCUCGACUCCUGGAGCGAGCUCGUCUUCCCCGCGUGCGGAAGUGCAGUUGUGCCGUGUGUUUUUCCCGAGCCGAGGACGAGUCGCCUGUACAGCUUGCUGGACGCUGAUUUACAGAGCCGCGACGAGUUGGAUAGUUCGUGACAAGAGAUUAGCGACGGACGCCCUGUACUGUGCCAGCGCGCAGUGAGUGCGAGAGAGACGGAGCGCUGCUGCAUCGAGAAGGUGCGUCCGCGAGAGAGGCUAUCGUAACAUGGUAUACGGCGACGUCGUUGCCAGAUAUUGGACGUGAAACGUUGCCAUAGUCGCUCUCUCUCUCUCUCUCUCUCUCUCUUACGCGCGCGCGCGCAUUCGCGCUGUUGCCAAGUCUCGCCCGCCUGCUCUCACUCCGCCGUCGUGCUACUACUACACUGUGUGUCUGUGUGUUUUGUGCCGCGGCGACGACGGCGGUGGUAAUCGUAGAGAGCUAUACGACCAGAUAUAUAGAUAUACGGCUCGCGGCUUGCCACGUCGCUUCUUCUUCUUCCUCGCAACUGUGCGCUCUCUCUCUCUCUCUCUCUCUCUCUCACUCGGCUAUUCUGCUCUACACACACACACACCGGGCGUAGUUGCAGAACGAGGAGAGAUGGAGAAACCACAGGCAGAAGUCGGCGUUGGUGGGCCGAAGGAGCGCGCUGACAAGCCCCUCGUCAAGGAUCUCAACGAUCACAUCGUCUGUCCGCUCUGUCGGGGAUACCUUAUCGACGCGACGACACUCGUCGAGUGCCUGCAUUCCUUCUGCCGCGGCUGUAUACUGCGCCGACUUCACAAUGGUCCCAAGACCUGUCCGGUCUGCAGCGCGAGUGCCCUCAACCCGCCGAUCGCGGACGUGGGCCUGCAGCGUUUGGUCUACCUGGUAGUGCCGGGUCUCUUCCGCUCGGAGCAAGAACGGCGCCGACACUUCCGUCAGGUGAACCCUCAGUGCGCCGGCGGUCUGACACAGUUGCCCCUCGGGGCACCGGACUUGAGCUUCGAUGACCUAGUCAGCCUGAGCCUCUGCGAAUUGGACUCGACGAGCGAGGGAUCGACGAGGUACCUCAAGUGUCCUGCCGGUGUGACCGUUAGGCACCUGCUAAGAUUGCUGAUGCUCAAGAGGGGCUGGGACGAUACGGAGGGCAAAGGUCAGCAGUGCGGGAACAACAAGAUCGAGAUGAUGUACGAGGCCAGUGGCUUGAAGAGCGACAUGGAAGUUCUCGAUCCGUCCUGGACGCUCAUGGAUCUCGCUUGCAUCUUCGAGUGGAAGAGGGAAGCCCCGAUGAAACUCCUAUACCGUAUCACUAAAAUAGACGAACCCACGAGCGAUAGCUUCGACACGAGCAGCGGCAGUACCACCACGACGACCGAUACGAGCAGCCAAGCGAUCGAGAACAUCCAGAGGCCACCCACACCUCCUCCCAGUCCCAAACCUGCGAUAUCGCGUACCGAUCCCCUUGACAAAACUCCCAGACCGACGCCUCCCACGACCACGACAACGGUCGUCGAUCAGUAUUCAAGCUCCGAGCCGAAGAAGCCUCGCUGCGAGGUGACGCCGGUCAUGCGGGCACCUGAUCCACCGCCCAGUCUCCAAGAUCGGCAGAAAUCGGCAAAGUUACCCAAGCUCGAGCAUCAGCACAAACGCAAGAAGCGCCGGAACAAGCGCGUCAUCGCCGAGAUCACCACCACGCCGAGAGAAGAUCUACUGAAGCUGAAGGUCCGCCUGACACCGUGUCCGCCCAGGGUCACCUCCAAUACCGGUAGCGGGAGUCAGUCGAAGGAUCAGCUGCUGCACGUGCGGGCCGUGAGAAAGGACAAGACGAAACCCAAGAACCGAGCGCCGAAACCAGGUCCCAUUAUCGAGGAGGUCAAGAGUAUCACGGACAAGGAGUUCACGGAGACCGCCGAGCCGAUCGCCGUCCCCGCGACUCCAGCGAAACCGACAGAGCCCGAAAAACCGGUUGCACCGAUCGCCACCGUGGAGAACGACAAAGUCGAGAAGGAGGAGCCACCGAAGAACGAAGAAGUGCUGCGCAGACUAGGACUCGUGGCCAUCAGUGAAGCCAACAAGACCAGGCAGGAGAAGGCCAAGAGUCCAGCCAGAUCGGCAACGGACAAGGCCGAUCCCGCGGUGGAACGUGAGAAGCUGGAGAAACAGCUGCGUGAGAGCAAGGCCAAUCGCGUUCGCAGCCUGCUGGCGGAGAAACAGAUGCGCGACACCCUCAAGAGCAUCAUGUCCAACAACAAGGAAGUUACCAGUGCCGCCACAACCACCUCGUCUUCCACGCCCAGGAGCGACACGCCGACGACGACCAGCGGCAAGAGAAAAGAGCCUCCGCCACUGACGCCUCUGAGGAACGUCAAGAGGCAGAACGUCACCUUCGCGCCGUGCUCCUUCCCCAGUGGAAAGUACGAGUCGCCGUUGGACCUCAGCAGCCCAUCCAAUGUCUCAAAGGACAACGCUCUGGACCUAUCGUCCAGCGUGCCGGAGCUGACGGUAAGCAAACUUGGUCCCGGAGACAAACCGGUCAGUAUUUUGAGAAACAGCGCUAGCAGGCUGGCGGCGGAGAAGCCCAAGGAAGAGCCCAGGAAGAGCCAGGACACGAAUCUGAGAACCUUGUCCGACGCCGCGGUUUCGUUGCUGGGAGGCAAUCCUCACGUGGACAAGGCUGCAAAGUUACCACAAAACUUCAUGGGCAGUCCGGCAGGUGGUACGAGUGGCAUGGCGAACAAGGUGGCGCUGAGAAUACCCCAGCCGCACCAGAGGAUCACGGGAUUCGGCAUGAAGAUCAAGCCCAACAUCGGCGUCAGGCACAUACCCAACCCCCAGGCUGUCGUCGCUUCGCAGUACCGAAACCAACGGGGCAACUUCUUCAAUCUCGCUCACCAGCCUCCAUAAGUAUGAUUCAAUGAUACCUCGCGGGUACCACCAUUUCUUUAAUGGCUAUAUCACUUCCACUCUUCCCUUGUAUGCUACGUAAUCGCGUUUUAGAUGUGGCGGGUGGGUUUACUUUUCGAGUCGAGAGUUUUCUUAAGGGUUAGCGAGUCACUUGUGCAAUAUAAUGUAUUUAUAGAAUAUGCAGUGGGAGGAGGGUAUAGUUACUUCCUGAUCAUUUGACAUAUUUUCAAUAUUAUUGCAAAAUAGCGAUCGAAUUUUAUCCGUAUUUUAUUCAUUCGAGCAUAUUUCACAUGGUAAAAAGCACCCUAUUUAUUUUAUUCAAUCUCUCGAUGCUUUAUAUUGAUUUUGAAAAAAAAAAAUUAUUUCUGCUUUUUCCUGCGAUAAAAACGCUGGGGUUCGAAUAAAUUGUGAUAUAGACAUCGUUAAAGGCGUGAAAAUGUCACAAAACAAACGUCUCGGAGGCUAAUUGUAAACUAUAUAAUUAAUAUAAAAUCAGAAACGGAUAUGCUUCGGGGGUGGACGCGGGUAUGCGCUGAGAGAAAAAUCCGCUACACAUAACCGAACGCUCUGGCACCGCAUGAUAUUCACUGACUCGUUCCUAAAAGUUGAACAGUUCCUCGCGAAAGCAAAGAAGAGAGAGAGCGCCGAGUUAUCCCAGCGAGAAUUUCUAUUUUGUAAAGCACAAAAUUCCCCUUCGGGCAUAUCUUGUUACACCAAGAGCGAGAAUAAAGAUCGACUUAUGCGUGAGUGCGAAAAAGAAUCGGAAAAGAACCAAGUUAGCUCAGAGUAUCGGACUUAUAUUAUACUCGAUGUUUUUACAUACAUAUAUCCUUCUGGCGCUCAUCCAUAUCCUAUAUAUAGGUGUAUAACCGUGCCAGAGAUGCAGGUAACGAUUAGCGUGUAAGCGAUAAGUAGAUAUAUAUGUACACACUAUAUACACAUAUAUAGGCAGAAGAAGCAGAGAGAAAAGAUCGACACAAACACGCACCGCGGACGAGAGAAUAUGUAUAGGUACGAAGUCACGAGAUGAUCGUUAAAAACGUUCCAUUAUUGGAUGAUGGGAAGGUGUUUUUCAUUUUCAAAACGAGAGAGGAAGGAAAUUUUAAGCAAAACAUGUCAAAAGUAGUUGUCGAAUUUUUAAGAAAAAUUUUACUACGGGUCGUUUGUACUUUCGUGAGCUGCGUAUAUGAAAUAGUAUAUACAUAUUAUAGCUGCGCAGUUGGUCUUACCCUUGCUGUACAGUGGAGAGAUGAACAAGAGAGGCGAGAACUCCUCAGAGAUGCCAAAGAGAGUAUGGGAGAGGGAGAAUAUAUAUACACGAACGUGCAAUGUUUAGUGCAAUUUUAUGAUAUACAUAUAUAUAUAUAUAUAUAUAUAUAUAAUAUAGACACACACGUGUACACCGCGACUAGUUGGGGUAUAUUGGACUUGAUCGAUUGAAGCGCAAAAGUCGUGAGACGACAGGAGCGCACUUAUAUAUGACUCCGUCGAUAUCAAUGAUCAGUUGGACCAACCUUAAAUAUUUUUAUCAUUAUAUAAUAUACCUACAUAUAUAGCGUUAUAAUUAUCACAUAUACUUUUCUCAGUAGCAAACGAAAAAUCUUGAAAUUUUUGUGUUCACGCGACGCGCGUAUAUUUAUUUUAACGAUAAUAUUAUACAAGGAGUGCAAUAUAGACAAUUUUGUAACUCAAUGGAGGCUAGAACCAAAAGAAAAAAAAACACGCGCACGCAUCCUGAAAAAAGUGUCUCUUCUAGAACGAACGCAUACACGUACACACACACACACACACACACACACAGUUAUAAUAUGUUUCCUUUCACACUGUCUUACUGCGUAUAUAGGUAUAAUUUACCAAAGUCCUUGAUAAUAUAGCUGUGCACAAUUUAUUUUUAUAAUAUUUCUAAGAAAACUACGUUGGCGUGCAAUUAAGCCUUAUUUUCUUUUCUUGAUUUUGCGCGAAGCUCACACUCGUCGACGAUCUUCUAAACAAGGCUGCUUAUUAGGUUCAUUGAGCUGUAUUGCGGACGCGUGCAGUCGGUUACAGCGGACACGACAAAAAAGAAACUAAAACACGAGAAAUAUAAAGCAAAAAAAUGAAACAAAAGUGAUUGUAAUAAAACUGCCCACAUACAACUUUGUAAAACCCAUCGAUUUUAUAUAGACUGAUCAUGUUCAUAUAUAAUGUAUAACGUCCUGCAGUGUAGACUAUAAGACGAUAUUAUAUUAUUAUCUGCGCGUCCUUGUGUAAACGAUUUCAUCGACUACAAAAUCAAAAAAGAGAACAAGAGCUACCGUAACUAUUAGAUAAUAAUGGCAUAUAUAAAUAUAACAUACGACAUAGAAGUCUUUUACACUCUAACCCUCGUGGUAUUUCCACUUUCGUUUUUAAAAUGAAAGCGAUAAAUAGUCGGCAAACGUAGUGUGUACGCUAUAGCGAUUGCAUUAUAUGUACACUUGUGUUGUGUAUUAUCGAAGAUACCUAUUAGGUUGCAAUUAACAGAUCUGCUGAAAAGCGAGUCUGGCGACGAAGCUAAUGAUGAUUUUAUCUUCAUUUCGAAGAAAUGGACGUUAUAUGAAAGGCAUCGGUGUAUCGUAACAUAUAUCCCUGAGCUUCCAUAUCGUCUGUUGAAUGAAGUAAAACCAAAACUGUAUCUGUGUAUAGAAAAUCAUUAUUUUCUUUUAAUUAUUAAAAUAAUAUAUAAUAUAACGAUAGACGCAUAUGUGGACACGUAUAUAAAGUAGUAUUUUGUUGAAUUGAUUAUAAUUGAAAAGUUUACCUUAUGUUUUUCUCUAAUUUAUAAGAUCGAUAUCGAGCAGUGCAAUUUUUCGUUUCGAGAUUGAUUACGGAUGUGUGGUCGCAUACAAGUAUGUAUAAACAGUGAUUCGUCAUUAUCAUAAUAUACUGUCAAUCGAUCAAUUUUGUCGUUGGUGCGGCGGAUAUUAUAACAUAUUGUUGUCUAUAUUUAGACGCGAGGCGCGCGUCAAAAGGUAUAAUAUAAUAUAUACAUGUAUAGAAAUGUGCGAGUCUGUUUUAUUUGUUAUCUUGGGAUUAGUUAUCGCUCCUACUUGAUUUCACCUGCAAUUUACUUUAUAUUGUUAUGUUUUACCUACUGCGUACCUUACGACCUCUGUAAUACACAAUGAUUAAUCAUCAAUAAAUAUUCUCUUCACAUGUAAUA
Messenger RNA from Nasonia vitripennis (jewel wasp), 6196 nucleotides. RefSeq names its product polycomb group protein Psc. Gene Ontology annotation, cellular component: PRC1 complex. Gene Ontology annotation, molecular function: metal ion binding; promoter-specific chromatin binding. Lineage: Eukaryota; Metazoa; Arthropoda; Insecta; Hymenoptera; Pteromalidae. Gene Ontology annotation, biological process: negative regulation of transcription by RNA polymerase II. The record is from RefSeq and is a predicted model, not a curated record. The coding region runs from base 730 to 3015 and encodes 761 amino acids. The transcript is spliced from 4 exons.